Messenger RNA from Pteropus alecto (black flying fox), 559 nucleotides. RefSeq names its product mitochondrial ribosomal protein L41 (gene MRPL41). The record is from RefSeq and is a predicted model, not a curated record. Gene Ontology annotation, cellular component: mitochondrial large ribosomal subunit. Gene Ontology annotation, molecular function: structural constituent of ribosome. Gene Ontology annotation, biological process: translation. The transcript has a single exon. NCBI's taxonomy places the organism in Eukaryota, Metazoa, Chordata, Mammalia, Chiroptera, Pteropodidae. Bases 20 to 427 code for a protein of 135 amino acids.
AGGGCGGGUGAGGGCCGGCAUGGGGCUCCUGAGCGCGGCCGCUCGCUGCCUCGUGCGCGGUGCCGACCGGAUGAGCAAGUGGACCAGCAAGCGGGGCCCGCGCACCUUCUACAAGAGCCGCGGCACGAAGGGCACUGGCGUCCACUCCCGCGGCGGGAAGUUCGUGCUGGUCAAGGAGAUGGUGCCGGAGCUGGUGGUGCCCGAGCUGGCCGGCUUCAAGCUCAAGCCCUACGUGAACUACCGCGUCCCGGCGGGCACGGACACGCCCCUGACGGCGGAGCAGCUCUUUCGGGAAACGGCGGCGCCUGCCAUCGAAAGGGACUUCAAGGACGGGACUUUCGACCCUGAGCACCUGGAGAAGUACGGCUUCGAGCCCUCGCAGGAAGGCAAGCUCUUCCAGCUGUACCCCAAGAACUUCCCCCGCUAGCGGCAGCGCUCCUGUGGCCUGCAAGCCGAGCGUGGCGCCCGGCCAUCCUCACGACCCUGGCCCCGGAGGUGGGGGGCGGGAAGCCGGCUCCCUCACGUCGUCUAUUAAAGACCUUAGCUACCAUGCAGCUUA